AUGAGCCCCCGAGUCACACGCAGCAACCCAGCGCUUACCCCGGAGCGGGCUCGGCAAAAGACGUUCAAGUGUACUGUCUGUGAGCGCAACUUCAAUCGCCGCGAGCAUCUACAGCGACAUGUCACCAUUCACUAUGGUCAAAAGCCGUUUACCUGCUCUCGUUGUAACUAUGCCUGUCGUCGCAAGGAUUUGCUGAAUCGUCAUAUCAAACUGUCCCACCAAUCUCCUGCCAGGGAAGAAGUCACUAGCCGGAGUAAUGAGUAUGCUUUCCAGGACAACGGGCUGCAUGCAAUACGCCAGACCGAUGAAGGUGCUCCCAUCGACAAUAAUAGCCACGUAUCUGCCCCCUCGACCAUCCCUCAAACUGAUAACUUGGAUAGUUUAGGGGCAUUCAUGAAUGCACCUUCUUUCCCAGACCCAACUGUUCAACCAUUCCCCAUCAACUACUUGGACAACGUUGCAUUGCCAUUUCUUGUGGAACAGCCUGCUCUCUUCCCAGAGCUAUCCAUGCACGAUCUAUUCUCUCAGUCUCCGCUCGAAAACCCUGUUAGUCUUCCCCCAGGGCUGGAAACCACCCCUCUCCAGGAUCAAGGCACCGCAACUCCGCUUGCCACGCCACCAGACGUCGGACGGCACCACGUACAUCUCGCACCAUUCCUGCGAGUCUCUCAAGAUGACUGGCUUUGGCUGUCCAGGGAGGUCUUCCUUUUCUCGUCAGUUCUGCCCCACGGCUACGAGAUCCCCUCGCGCCAUGCAAUAUCCCGCUACCUGCACGGCUUUAUGAAUGGCUUCCAUCCGCAUUUUCCGAUCAUCCAUCCUCAGACAUUAUCGCUGCGGGAGAUGGCGCCUGAGCUUAUAUUGUCACUUGCUGCGGUGGGCAGCCAGUAUUGCCUUGAAUCACACCAGGGCCUUAAACUGUUUCCUCUUGCGCGGUCUAUUGCCGCAGAGAAAAUUCGGCGUCGUGACCUAGUGGAAUUGGAUGGGACCGUUGAUACUUAUACAAAUUCCCCUCGGCGGACCAAGACUCAAUCAACCCCAUCUCAAAUAUCGAAUGGACUAGAACAGGCAAAGACCAAGGAGCCGGUGAAUCUUGGUCAUGAAAGUAAUGAGCUAGUUCAGACAAUGCAAGCGCUGUUCUACCUCAUGGCCAUGGCAACAUGGGGCGGCGAGCAUCGAUCUCUUGUCAGACAAGCCAUUGCUACUCAGAGUAUGCUUGCAGUUCUAGUCCGACAGCAUGGCCUAGCCGACGACUCUACAGACCCAGAAUCUAUGGACUGGAACAAGUGGGCACGCGCGGAAAGUGCGCGGCGUACCAAAUUGAUCAUAUUUUGCUUCUUCAACCUGCACACUAUAGUAUUCAAUCUCCCAUCCCCAUUGACGAUCUCAGAUAUUCAGCUUCGUCUUCCGUGUACGGAAUCAGAGUGGAAAGCGCCUGAUCAAGAUAUCUGGCUUAAUCUGCAUAAGAAAUCACAGCCUGCUCCGUUUUUCCAGGAUUGCAUUUCACACCUGCUUCAGGAUGAUAGCGGGCCACCUACCUGCUCCUCCCUUGGAAGUCAUGUCUUGAUCCAUGCGCUGCUACAACGCAUCUUUUCAAUCCAGCAGGCAAGCCACCACGGUAGUAACGUGGCCUCGGGGUCAUUUAUCAGCCAGCGCCAGGCGUUGAAAAAGUGGCAGAUUGGAUGGGAGAUGAAUCCGGAAUCGUCCGUGAGUCCGCUGGACAAACAUGGGCCGAUUGCCUUUAAUUCAGCGGCCUUGUUCCACCUCGCGAAUAUUCGUAUAGUUACGGAUAUUGGGGCGGCUCGUUCACUUUUGGAACAAGAUCAUAUCCAGAUAGCGAGCAAACUGAGAGAUCAGCCGAUGCUUCCCAGGGGUUCUACUUUAGUCCUCGCUGCACGACAUGCAACUGUAGCACUAUGUUCACCCGUACAAAUGGGCGUCUAUUUCGUCGGCCGAGUACCCAACUGGUCCGUAAUGCACGCCGUUUGCUCGCUGGAGUAUGCGUACGUCCUCAGCCAAUUUCUACAGACUGCGACACCGGCAAGCCUUGAGUAUCCGUUACAAGGGGACGAAUUAAGCCUAUUAUCCGCGAUCAAAGAGACAUUACGCGAAGUGGAAUCUUCUACACCAGACGGCGAUCCCAAGUCAAUUGAUACUAUGCCGCAUCUUCUCGCCGCAAAGGCAGUUCGAGCAUGGGCGUUGAUUCUGCAGGGAUUCAGGACGUGGAAUGCGGUGGAUUUGAUUACUAGGGCUCUUUUUGUAUAUGCUGAUAUGUUAGAUGCAGAUAUAGAUCAGUAG
Molecule: messenger RNA, 2295 nt
Organism: Aspergillus versicolor CBS 583.65
Lineage: Eukaryota; Fungi; Ascomycota; Eurotiomycetes; Eurotiales; Aspergillaceae
Exons: 6
Coding region: 1-2295 (764 amino acids)
Biological process (GO): regulation of transcription by RNA polymerase II; DNA-templated transcription
Cellular component (GO): chromatin
Molecular function (GO): zinc ion binding; DNA-binding transcription factor activity, RNA polymerase II-specific; RNA polymerase II cis-regulatory region sequence-specific DNA binding
Source: RefSeq, a predicted model, not a curated record